AUGCUGUUGCUGGUUCUGGUAGCGGCAGUGGUGCUGCUUCCCAAUGAUGUCAUCUGUGGGACAUUGAAAGCAAAAUGCCCACUGAAAUUCAUCAAGGAUUUAAAUGAUCCAUGGAACUUUUACAGGCCAGGAGAUCUCCUCAUUGGCGGGAUCUUGACUCUAAAGUUUUCUUAUCUGUAUCCAUUUACCUUUAAGAAGCCUCCCCUUACCAGAACUGAAUAUUCUACAAACACACAAUAUGCAAUCAUCUUGUCCUUCCUGCUUGCCAUUCAGGAGAUCAAUCAGAAUCCCAGGAUCUUGCCCAACAUCUCUCUGGGCUACGACAUCUAUGAUAGCUAUUCGAAUGCAAGGCUGACUUAUGAUGGUGUGUUAGAUCUGCUUUUCAUGGGGAAAGAGAAUAUUCCAAACUACCAGUGUGGAGGUGAGAAGACCCUGUUGGCUGUACUUGACCGGGCUGAGUCUAAAAUCCCCAUCCAUGUUUCCAGUGUGCUGGGCAUCUACAAAAUCCCACUGAAAAACAAAAGGAUAAACUGGAACAUGACUAUGGCACAUGAUAUGCUGGAGUUUGGGGUGAAAUCAUUUUACUGUUUCUAUUCAAAGCCUUUGUUGUCUGUGAAAGGGCAACUCCACACUUUUCUAAGGAAGGUCCCUUUUUACAACAUUUCCAUGGGUGAAACAUAUUGGGGUGAUAAUGAGGAUGUCACAGUGGAUUUUGAUAUCUUGAAAUGGAUGGGAUUCCCCAAUAAGUCUAUUGUUGGAGUGAAAGUGGGGAGCGUAGAGCGACAGGCAUCCCCAGAGCUAAAGGUCACCAUGGACGAGAAUGCCAUUCUGUUCUCCAAGAGCUUAGACCAGCCCCUGCCCCGUUCCAGGUGUACUGAGAGCUGUCGGCCUGGAUAUGCCAAGAAGGCUCAGGAAGGGAAGCCAUUUUGCUGCUAUGACUGUGAUCCCUGCCCGGAAGGGACAAUCUCCACACAGGAAGAUGCAGAGCAUUGUGACAAAUGCCCUGAAGACCACCAUCCAAACAAGGACCGAACUCGAUGUGUCCCAAAGACCAUAACCUUCCUAUCCUAUGAAGAGCCUUUGGGGAUCAGCUUAUCUGUCUUUCCUCUGUUCUUGUCCCUAAUCACCGGUUUGGUUUUAGGAGUCUUCAUUAAAUUCCUAGAUACCCCCAUAGUCAAAGCCAACAACCGGGACCUCACCUACAUUCUCCUCAUCUCCCUCCUGCUUUCCUUUCUGUCCUGCUUUCUAUUCAUCGGCCAGCCAAGGAGGGUGACCUGCCUUCUCCGACAAACUGCCUUCAGUAUCAUCUUCUCGGUUGCCGUCUCUUCUGUGUUGGCCAAAACCAUCACUGUGGUGGUGGCCUUCAUGGCCACCAGGCCAGGAAACAUGAUGAGGAAAUGGCUGGGGAAGAGUCUGGCCAACUCCAUUGUCAUUUCUUGCUCUGCUGUCCAAGCUGUCUUCUGUGCCCUCUGGCUGGGCUUCUCUCCCCCUUUCCCAGAGUCUGACAUGCACUCUCAGCCUGCACACAUCAUCCUACAAUGCAAUGAAGGGUCUGUUGCCAUGUUUUAUGGUGCCCUGGGCUACAUGGGCUUCCUGGCUGCCAUCUCUUUCACAGUGGCCUUCCUAGCCAGGAAGCUGCCUGGGGCCUUCAAUGAAACCAAGCUGAUCACCUUCAGCAUGCUGGUCUUUUGCAGUGUCUGGGUGUCCUUUGUGCCCACCUACCUGAGCACGAAGGGGAAAUACAUGGUGGCCGUGCAGAUCUUCUCCAUCCUGGCCUCCAGUGCUGGCUUGCUGGGUUGCAUCUUCCUUCCCAAAUGCUACAUUAUUAUAAUUCGGCCUAAUCUUAAUACCAAGGAGCAUCUAAUGAGAAAAGUGAACCACUUGCAUUGA
Eublepharis macularius is the source of this 1890-nucleotide messenger RNA. RefSeq names its product vomeronasal type-2 receptor 26-like. The transcript has 6 exons. Bases 1 to 1890 code for a protein of 629 amino acids. Gene Ontology annotation, cellular component: membrane. Gene Ontology annotation, biological process: G protein-coupled receptor signaling pathway. Gene Ontology annotation, molecular function: G protein-coupled receptor activity. Lineage: Eukaryota; Metazoa; Chordata; Lepidosauria; Squamata; Eublepharidae. The record is from RefSeq and is a predicted model, not a curated record.